AUACAAAUGGGAUCCAGAUUCAUUUUGAAUUUGAAGUAUCAGAGCUUAACCUAGUUACCAACUACACAUCCAACAAUGUUUCCUUCUUCUUCUUCUUCUUCUUCUUCGAUGUUGCCGAGUUACUAUGUUGUUCCUGUUUCUCACUUUGUUCCAAAAAAGUUUCCUUCUUUUCAAUUUCUUAAAAAUACCCAUUUCAAUUUCAUUCCUUGUUCUUCUUCAAAAAUAAAUUUGAUUCCUUAUUCUUCAACUUCAACCACAUUCCAUAGUAAUAAUGAUGUUGAUGAUGCUGUUUCUUUGUUCAAUUGCUUGCUUCGUCAGAAUCCCACUCCUCCCGCAAUCGAAUUCAAUAAGAUUUUAGGUUCCCUUGUCAAAUCCAAACAUUACCACACUGUUCUUUACCUUUCUAAAAAAAUGGAAUUUAGAGGAAUUAAACCUAACUUAGUCAAUUGCAACAUUCUCAUCAAUUGUUUCUGUCAAUUGGGUCUUAUCCCUUUUGCUUUUUCUGUUUUCGCAAAGAUUCUCAAAAUGGGUUAUAAUCCCAAUACCAUAACCUUCACUACACUCAUCAAGGGUCUUUGUCUCAAAGGUCAGAUCCAUCAAGCAUUGAACUUUCAUGACAAGCUGGUAGCGCUUGGAUUUCAAUUCAACCAAAUUAGCUAUGGGACCUUGAUCGAUGGCUUAUGUAAGGUAGGAGAAACAAGAGCAGCCCUUGACUUGCUCAGACGAGUUGAUGGUAAAUUGGUUCAGCCUAAUGUGGUAAUGUACAGUACCAUUAUCGAUGGUAUGUGUAAAGAUAAACAUGUUAAUGAUGCUUUUGAUUUAUAUUCUGAAAUGGUUUCUAAGGGAAUUUCUCCCAAUGUUGUUACUUACAGUGCUUUAAUUAGUGGGUUUUUCACUGUUGGUAAACUGAAAGAUGCAGUUGAUCUGUUUAAUAAAAUGAUAUCGGAAAACAUCAAACCGGAUGUGUAUACUUUUAAUAUAUUGGUUGAUGUUUUUUGUAAAUCGGGGAAAAUCUCUUAUGCUUUGAAGCUAGUGGAUGAGAUGCAUGAUAGAGGUCAACCACCUAAUAUAGUUACUUACAGUUCUAUAUUGGAUGCUUUAUGCAAAACCCAUCGGGUUGACAAGGCAGUUGCAUUAUUAACAAAAUUGAAAGACCAAGGUAUUCGACCAAAUAUGCACACAUACACUAUUCUUAUUGAUGGAUUGUGUACAAGUGGAAAACUGGAGGAUGCACGGAAUAUUUUUGAGGAUCUUUUAGUCAAGGGCUAUGAUAUAACUGUCGUCACAUAUAUCGUUAUGUUCUAUGGGUUUUGUAAGAAGGGCUUGUUUGAUGAAGCAUCGGCCUUGCUGUCAAAAAUGGAAGAGAAUGGAUGCAUUCCAGAUGCUAAAACUUAUGAAUUAAUUAAGCUUUCUCUGUUCAAAAAAGGUGAAAAUGAUAUGGCAGAGAAACUUCAUCGUGAGUGCGAGAUCUAAUGUAAGACUGAAACUAUUUGAUAACAUCAUUUCAUUUUAUGUACUUGCCUCUGCUAGUGGAAAAUAAACUUUUUUAUUGUUUUUGUUUACUGUGUUUACCAAAACCUUUAUACUUCUCGUAUAUCUUCCAUUUCGAUUUCUCUAUAUGAUAUUGUCUUACCUCAUUGAGAGUUCCAUCAAUCAAUUAUGAAAGUUGUGCACCCUCUUAUCUGCA
Messenger RNA from Medicago truncatula (barrel medic), 1687 nucleotides. RefSeq names its product pentatricopeptide repeat-containing protein At1g12300, mitochondrial. The transcript has a single exon. Lineage: Eukaryota; Viridiplantae; Streptophyta; Magnoliopsida; Fabales; Fabaceae. Gene Ontology annotation, molecular function: protein binding. The coding region runs from base 76 to 1473 and encodes 465 amino acids. The record is from RefSeq and is a predicted model, not a curated record.